UCCCGGGAGUUAGUGAUGCCUCGACCUUGCUAGGAAAAAAAACAGGGGAAUGUCUCUACGCUGCGCGGGCGCCGCCCGCAGCGUGGGGCCCCGGGUAUUUGGAAAGUAUUUAUGCAGUUCAGUCCGAGCAGUAAGUUCCUUGCCAGAUAAAAAAAAGGAAUUUUUACAGAAUGGACCAGACCUUCAAGAUUUUGUAUCUGGUGAUCUCGCAGACAAGAGCACCUGGGAUGAAUAUAAAGGAAACCUAAAACGCCAGAAGGGAGAAAGGUUAAGACUACCUCCCUGGCUAAAGACAGAGAUUCCCAUGGGGAAAAAUUACAAUAAACUGAAAAAUACAUUGAGGAAUUUAAAUCUCCAUACAGUGUGUGAGGAAGCUCGAUGUCCCAAUAUUGGAGAGUGUUGGGGAGGUGGAGAAUAUGCCACUGCCACUGCCACAAUCAUGUUGAUGGGUGACACAUGUACAAGAGGUUGCAGAUUUUGUUCUGUUAAAACUGCGAGAAAUCCACCUCCACUGGAUGCCAAUGAGCCCUACAAUACUGCAAAGGCAAUUGCAGAGUGGGGUCUGGAUUAUGUUGUCCUGACGUCUGUGGAUCGAGAUGAUAUGCCUGAUGGAGGAGCUGAGCACUUUGCAAAGACUGUAUCAUACUUAAAAGAAAGGAAUCCAAAAAUUCUUGUGGAAUGUCUUACCCCGGAUUUCCGAGGAGAUCUUAAAGCAAUAGAAAGAGUUGCUCUGUCAGGAUUAGAUGUAUAUGCACAUAAUGUAGAAACAGUUCCAGAGUUACAGAGGAAAGUUCGUGAUCCCCGGGCCAAUUUCGACCAGUCUCUACGCGUACUGAAACACGCCAAGGAGGUUCGGCCUGAUGUUAUUUCUAAAACAUCUAUAAUGUUGGGUUUAGGCGAGAAUGAUGAGCAAGUAUAUGCAACGAUGAAAGCGCUUCGUGAGGCAGAUGUGGACUGUUUGACUUUAGGACAAUAUAUGCAGCCAACGAAGCGCCACCUUAAGGUUGAAGAAUACAUUACUCCUGAGAAGUUCAAAUACUGGGAAAAAGUAGGAAACGAACUUGGAUUUCAUUAUACUGCAAGUGGCCCUCUGGUGCGUUCUUCAUAUAAAGCAGCAUGGCUGGUGAGCAGAGGAGGUCCAUGCCCGGCAUUCAAACCUGCGAACCUGGGCCGCUGAAAUUGAACACAUGGAACUUGAACCACUCCGCCACUGGGCAGGGCCCCCCUGCAUCCAUCUUUUUGCUACCAUUGCUUCUGCCACUGACAUGCUUAUUUGACCCACCCUUCCCUACCAAGAUCAUGUCUGUCUAUUGGGACCCGCCUCAAAAGCCACCCUGCCUCCUGGAAUUCUUCCUGUUUUCCUCAGCUGGAGUAAACUUGAUGCCCACACAGCAUUUUGUUUUUAUAAUUUAUGGCUAUUUUCAUAUUUGGUCAGCUAUUUCUGUACGUGUCUUAGCUUUUUUACAAGAUUGCUCUCAUUCAUUUAUGUCCUCCAUUUCUUAGCACCUCAUAGCAUCUGCCUUAUAGUGGGUACACAGACGGCUAAUUUGAAAUAUUUUAAAUAGAGUUAUGUGAAUGUGAGUACAAAUGAACUUACAUGGACAGCUAGACCUUAAUUUCGCUAGCUUGUCUUGCCAAACCCUACCCCCUCUACCCCAUCCCCAGCCUCCUGUAGAACCUCAGACCCCUUUCUAGUAAGUAGUUGGGAGUCCCCAGGAGGGUGAAGGGCAUGUACUCACAUCUUCCUCAGCUGCAGCUCAUGCUGUUUUGCCAUAUCCACCUUCUGGUUUUUUCCUUGGGAUGCUAUUCCAUUAUUCUGCCAAAGACCAAGGGUACUCACUCCUCUUAAUAAUAAUUAAGACCCCUAAAAUUAGGAUGCUUUGAACUUCAAGUAAGAAAAGCUCUUCUUCAAACUGUUGUGAUCUUGAGCAAGUAACUUAAUCUUUUUUGCCUUCUGCCCUUCAUCUGAAAAUGGGGAUAGCACUUAUCUCAAAGGAAUUAUGUGAGGAAUAGAUGAGAAAAUGCACCUAAAGGUCUUAGCGUAGUGCCUGCCCGAUAAUGCUCAGUGUUAAUUACUGUAUUUUUAGUGAUUGCUAAACUUACACGUGGCUUUGGUUCUGUGGGACCUGCUCGUUAUGGUGUCUAACAGGAGUGCCGACCACCUGCCAGCCACUGUGCCAAUAAGAUCUUUGUGUAAACAUUGAUCUCAUGUAAUCCCUAUAACAACUUUUUGAGCUAGAGAUGAAUUAUCUCUAUUUUACAGAUGAGGAAAAUAAAGCUUUCAGGUAACUUAGCCAACAUAUCACAUGCUAGUAAGUAAUGCAGUCAGGAUUUAAAACUGGAAGUCUUAAGUGGAGUAACAGAUGAUUUCUGGAGAGCACAUUGUGGGAGAGAGAUUUUACUUUUUUAUGUACUCUUUUAUAUCUAUUUGAAUGUUUUUUACCAUGUCCCUGUAUUGUUUUGUUUUAAUUAUUAGUUAAUAAUCUCGCCAAUAUUCAUUGCCCCCACUAAAAAAAUACUAGCUAAUAAAAAUAGAACCCUUGUACAGGGUGGGAGGGGGGGCGAAAGGGGUAAAGGG
Messenger RNA from Diceros bicornis minor, 2578 nucleotides. RefSeq names its product lipoic acid synthetase (gene LIAS). The record is from RefSeq and is a predicted model, not a curated record. Gene Ontology annotation, molecular function: lipoate synthase activity; 4 iron, 4 sulfur cluster binding. NCBI's taxonomy places the organism in Eukaryota, Metazoa, Chordata, Mammalia, Perissodactyla, Rhinocerotidae. The coding region runs from base 50 to 1177 and encodes 375 amino acids. Gene Ontology annotation, biological process: lipoate biosynthetic process. The transcript has 11 exons. Gene Ontology annotation, cellular component: mitochondrion.